Laccaria bicolor S238N-H82 is the source of this 864-nucleotide messenger RNA. RefSeq lists its product as uncharacterized. The record is from RefSeq and is a predicted model, not a curated record. Bases 1 to 864 code for a protein of 287 amino acids. The transcript is spliced from 3 exons. Lineage: Eukaryota; Fungi; Basidiomycota; Agaricomycetes; Agaricales; Hydnangiaceae.
AUGAUUGGCGAACGGACUUUCAUGGGUUGGCCGUUCCUGCAGGAAGGAUCGGUUGUGGCGGUCUCUGAUUCGUUGUUCAAGUACGAGAAGAUGACAGUCGUGCCUGGGACACCGGCCAAGGUCGUCUCAAACCCACACGCGCCUCAAGGAUUGGGCCAUUGGAAGAUGAAGGCCGAUUGUAUCGAGCAGAUUUACUCUAAACGAUCAGGAGUCAUUACACGCACUGUUGACAUUCUCCUACACGUCCUUCCUCUAAAAGGUCUGAAACGAUUGGAGUCUGGUGCCUUUGUGAAGGACUAUGAGGGCCCAGAAAGGGAAACGGAACACGCGGUGCAGAUGUGUCUUCCCGAAGUUGCUUCAGAAGAUCUUCGCUCCCUCGAACGCGACGCACCUCCUUUGUCAGAGGAGUUCCGUGACAGUAGCAAGAUUUUCAUCCUGGGGGAACACACGUAUGGGGUGGCUGCUUCGGUCUCUGCCACGACCGAAAUCAGUUUGUCUGUGAUACUUGGAUUCUUCCUGGCCGAAAUGGCUGAGAAUGACCAGUUCAAAGCCGUCGUACAGAAUCGACGAUCUAGCCACUACUUCCCCUCUUUUAAAGCUGCAGAGACGGUUGGAAUCUCGGGGCGGGCUUUGGGGAAGAUUACAUCAAGUUUCAUGAUCACCAUGUCUGAUGAACAGAGGACCAAUGUCGGCCUGAGCCUCAAAUUCGAAGCGAAGGCUUUGAAGGUCGUCGACUAUUCUCGCGAAGAGGGCCGGCAUUGGGAGUAUAGCGAGAGGGCAAUCGACCUGAUCCGAAAGUACAAGGUCUGUUGGUUUCUACGGGCUCUGACACUUCAUCAAGGUUUUCGGGUUUCCCAUGAAUGA